GUUCAUCGUCGUAGCCGUCGGGCUAUUGUUUAUUUAGUCAUAAUUGUGUAAUAGGUUUAGUAAUAUAAGCAUGGAAAGUAAGACGUGAUGGGCGACCUACUCGUAGUUGACAUGCAUGCGUAUGCCUGUACAUACGAGCUGACGUGCAUGCAUAGGCAGUUGAUGUUCUUACAUGAAGUUGCAUGCGUACACCCAACGGUUAUGCAAGGAUGAUCCACCUCACGCCGUCACCGGUCACCAUCACGGUAGUGCCACGGAACAAUGCCCGCACGCCUGGAAUGUUCGGAUCAAUAGACUCGGGCAAGGCGGCAUCGGAGCAACCACCACUGCACCAAGCCCUCGUCAUUGGCUGUAGCCGUUCCAACAUCGUAUUUGAUCCCUCUGACAGGAGAGUCCCGCAGCCGUUGCGCAGCUUCUGGCGUAUUGACGUGGGUGCCUGCACCGCCAACCCUGUCUUUCCAACAAUAGGCAACCACAGUCACCACAGCUGUCGGAGCAGGUUCCACAACAACCGUUUGCCGACGUCCCUCCGACAGGGACGCGAGCACCAAGCCCCACUGGCCCACCUCCAGGGUGCCCACCACACCGGAACUGUGGUGGACCCAAAAUCCCGUGCACUUCUGACAUCGGGAUUCGCUUCCUUUUGUGUCACCCAGCCCUUAAGAGAUAAGAGAUAAAGACAGCCCCCGACUAUUGUCGUUUGACUCAUACGGACCGUCAUACUUAUACUGUCCAUUGCCUGGCUGUCAUUCAGCUCCUUACUCUUGCCACUCCAUCUUGGCUUCAACUCCCCCAA
Messenger RNA from Suhomyces tanzawaensis NRRL Y-17324, 796 nucleotides. RefSeq lists its product as uncharacterized. Bases 183 to 677 code for a protein of 164 amino acids. The record is from RefSeq and is a predicted model, not a curated record. The transcript has a single exon. NCBI's taxonomy places the organism in Eukaryota, Fungi, Ascomycota, Pichiomycetes, Serinales, Debaryomycetaceae.